Boeremia exigua is the source of this 2204-nucleotide messenger RNA. RefSeq lists its product as uncharacterized. NCBI's taxonomy places the organism in Eukaryota, Fungi, Ascomycota, Dothideomycetes, Pleosporales, Didymellaceae. The transcript has a single exon. The record is from RefSeq and is a predicted model, not a curated record. Bases 116 to 2029 code for a protein of 637 amino acids. Gene Ontology annotation, biological process: transcription initiation at RNA polymerase II promoter; positive regulation of transcription elongation by RNA polymerase II. Gene Ontology annotation, cellular component: nucleus; transcription factor TFIIF complex. Gene Ontology annotation, molecular function: DNA binding; TFIIF-class transcription factor complex binding; RNA polymerase II general transcription initiation factor activity.
CAUCACCAUUGUCUCGAACAAAGACCGCACCGCUGCUGCCUUCCACCAUCGCCCGCGACACAUUUUCCGCCCAUCACAUUCUUUCCAGCAGUCUUAGAAUACACACUCGUUCAUCAUGAACAACCUGCCGACGGCGCCUCCGCAGCAGGCGCCGCCGCCUGCUGCACCAAGCAGCAUCCAGGCUGCCAAAAAGAAACGCCCACGUCCCAAGGAAGGCCCUCUCCGCGCGCCUCGCCGACCAUUGGCAAAAAUUACGCGCCCUUUGGUGUCUCUUGCGCAGAUGAACGAGACGUCCAAGCCCGCCAACAUCAUCGCGCAAGGUAUUGCGUCGCCGGCUGCGCUGCGCUUCGAGUACCAGUCGGCAGGCGCAACAAGCUUUCCUCUUGUCGUCACGCGCCGCGAUCUCAAAGAGCUGCGCCAUCACGUUCUGCGACUCCAAAACAAGACACACAUCGACGUCCAGGACCCGCGCCAAUUCGCUUCGCCGAUCCGCCUUCACCGCCGGGACCCGCGUGCGCCGCCCAGUGGAGCAGGCUCCCACUUUGAGGAGGAAAACACAAAGGAGGAUCUAGAGGAGACCAAGGAGCGCGAGCGCAUUGAGAUGCAGAGAGAGGAGCGCCGUAAGAUCCGGGAGGAGAACCAGGCCAAGAUCGCGCCCACGGGCAAAUCAAAGCCACAAGCGUUCCAGAAGAAGACGGAGCAGAAAUACCGACCGGAUGACACGCCAGAGGCCAAGAAGCGCCAGCUGCUACGAUACGAGGAGACUCUACCGUGGCAUCUUGAAGACUUUGAGAACAAGCAAACGUGGGUUGGCACGUACGAGUCGGAGCUUUCUGAGACACACGUGAUGCUGUCGCAGAACUCGCAAGGCAACGUCCAGCUGGCACCCAUCGAGCGCUGGUACAGGUUCAAUGUCAAAGGCAGGGUUAAGGUCACGAGCGGCGGCGACGACACCGAGAAGGUCAUGUUCAAGGUCGAAAGAGUACCCGGGUUCCUCAGGAACAUUGAGCAGCGUGCCGAGGCGAGAGAGAAGGAGGCACAUCAGCUCAAGGGGCGCAACCAGAUGAGCACACGAGUGGGUGGUGGUGCAGACGACGAAGGCCGAAUUCGUGCCAUGCGUAAUCAAGAGGGUUAUAUCAAGCGUGAGGCUGAUGCUGACGACAUCGACUUCAACCUCGACGAAGACUUCGCCGACGACGAAGAGGGUCUGAACGGACUGUUUGAGGGCGAUGAGGACGACGUAAAGGAAGCGUCGGAGAAGCUGAAGCGAGACCAGCUUACUGCGUCGCUCUGGGACCGUGACGAGAAGGCAAUACAGGAAGCGGAAGAGCGCGAGGAGAUGGAAGCAGAGGUGGCCAAGGGGCUCGAGAAGGGACUGAGGAAGACGCUCGUGAAGCGCGGCAAGCUCUACGACUAUGCUGAAAGUGACAUGUCUGAAGAGUCAGAGACGGACAGCGAGACAGAGCGCCAGCGCACAAAAGAAGAAGAGGAGAAGAAGGCGGCCGAGGCCAAAGCCGCAGAAGCCGGCAACGUGCCCUCGGGGACUUCGAGCAAAGGCACCAACACGCCCAUCGGCUCGAGCACGCCGUCUGGCACGCACAAACCCGUGGACAAGCUCAAGUCCAAGAAGCGGCCCAACUCGGAAAUGUCCGAGGCCAGCGGCAACGAGUCGUCGCGCAUCAAGAAGAAGAAGAAGAACAAGCUCAACGUGGUGCUCGGCAGCGGCUCGCCCACGGCAUCGGCAAGCACCAGCCGCGCGGGCAGCCCCGUCCCCGGCUCGCCCGCGGCCAGCCAGCCCAAGCUGCCGUCGGCGCGGGAGAUUUACGACUCGCUCCCGCCGCAGGGCAUGGGCAUCCAGGCGCUCAUCGGGCUGUUCAAGGGCCGCGUCGACAAGGACAACUCCAAGGUCUUCAUCUCGAUUGUCAAGGCCGUGUCCAGCUUUGAUAAUCAGCGCAAGUGGCUCACCCCGCUGCCGCAGAUGCCGUCCGAGGAGAGCAUUAACGAGAAGCUCAACCGGAAACAGCAGUAGUUUGUUGUGUGGGUGACUGGGCGCGGGUUGGUUAUCUAUGUAGCGGGGCCCUGAGACUGGCUGCGGGUGGGUGUGUAUGUACGCCGCACUGGAGUGUAGACUUGAUAAUGGACUCACGGUCGCGUCGACGCUGUCUCGUUAUUUUCCUUGACGUGUGCGCGGUGUGGAUAAUAGA